Messenger RNA from Arachis ipaensis, 441 nucleotides. NCBI's taxonomy places the organism in Eukaryota, Viridiplantae, Streptophyta, Magnoliopsida, Fabales, Fabaceae. The record is from RefSeq and is a predicted model, not a curated record.
AUGGGGCAAAUGCAGGGAACUAGAGUCUUUUCUAAGAUUGACUUGAGGUCUGGUUAUCACCAGAUUAGGACGUCAGAAUAUAAGGAGCGUUUUCAAGCCUUGAAGCAGAAACUGACUACAUCGAUUGUACUUGUGUUACCUGAGCCUAAUGAGCCUUUUAAGAUAUAUUGUGAUGCGUCAUUGAAAGGUCUGGGGUGUGUGCUGAUGCAACACCGUAAUGUCAUGGCGUAUGCUUCUCGACAGUUGAGACUGCACGAAGUAAAUUACCCGACUUAUGACCUGGAGCUUGCUACGACGAUGGUUAAGGAAGAAAAGCUAUUGAGAGAGUUUGAGAACCUCAACAUGGGCGUCAGAGAAGUAGCAGGUAAUCUAUGUUUGAAUCAGUUGCAUAUCUCUAGUGACUUCAAAGCUGAGAUUCAGAAGGCUCAGCUGAAUGAUUAG